Fimicolochytrium jonesii is the source of this 501-nucleotide messenger RNA. RefSeq lists its product as uncharacterized. The transcript is spliced from 2 exons. NCBI's taxonomy places the organism in Eukaryota, Fungi, Chytridiomycota, Chytridiomycetes, Spizellomycetales, Powellomycetaceae. Bases 1 to 501 code for a protein of 166 amino acids. The record is from RefSeq and is a predicted model, not a curated record.
AUGUCGGAAAAACCAGAAAACAUAAAGAAAGGUGACGCUGAGACAAACAGAGAACAAGACGAACAGCAAAACGAACACCAGGACCUACAGGCAGAGGUGUCCCGGCUGAAAGAAGAACUCCGGGGACUGCAGGAAAACACAAUAAUUGAGUCAAUGAACGAUCUAAAAAAGGCACACGACAAUCUGUCGAAAAGCGCGACGUGUAUGUGCAUUGCCCGACAGCUCUGUAACAGGAAUUAUGCGUAUCAAAGAACGAUUGUUGCAUUGGGAGUGAACUCGUGGUCCCUUUAUGAGUCGUUUGAGGAUAUUCUGGAAAUACUACGCAAAAACCGGGGUGAGGUUCUUUAUGAGGGAUGGAAUCGACUCCGUGAAAAAGCGGAACAUCACGACCAUUGUCUCAAACAGAUGUAUGAUCUUUGCGAGGAAAGCAACAUCGACAUCGCGGAUAUUGAGGACGGAACCAAGCCAUUAGUCGGGCUGUAUCAACGAGGUAAACAAUAG